AUGGACGGUCGACCGUCCGCAUCGUGCGAGGCAACGUCGUUCUUGACGCCGACGCCUAAGGAGCUCACGCGAGCCUACAUCCUCACCAGCAACAAGGGCAAGUUUGCCUGCUCCGACGACGUUGCAAUGCUUCGCCAUGUCCUGCGCUGGUGUCCGUGGGAAGCUGCGCAUGGCAGCGUCAUGGCGACGUGGGACCGCGUGGCCGAGGACGUUGCCCAGUCGCCCGACUUUAAGCUCAAAGGCAAGACGGGCGCUGCGCUCAAGUCGCGCUUCGAGACGCUUCUCGUCAAGUUUUGCGCCAACGACAUGCAGCGACUGCGCAAGCUAGGCACGCCCGCCGAGUUCGCCGAGCGCGAGGUCCUUUUGACCGACAUCCGCCUCCAAAUGCAGGGACCUUCCGAUGCCGACGAGACUCGGCCAGAAGAUGAAGACGAGGACGAAGACGAGAACGCGGGUUUGAUUGAGCUGGCCACGGCGUCCGGUGGCACAGUGCGCGCCAUCGAGGUCUCGUCACUCUACGACGAUGAGCCAUCGACGUACAACGACCCAGCACACUCGAGCCAUGGCUCCCUGAAGCGCAAGGCGGCGACGCUCGAUGCCGAGGAAAAUUUUCUCAAUGCGUCGCUUGUACGCACGCUGUGCGAAAACCGCACCCGGGACGCGGCUUGCGCAGAGGCGACGCUCGCUUUGGCGCGGGAUCGUCUGGCAUUCGAUCGCGACCAAGCACGACAGCGGCUCGAGAUCGACCGGGAGCGGAUGGCUUAUGAACGUGAGCGUCUCGAGGUCGAUCGCAAGCUGGCGAGCGUGUUAACUGAGCAGGUGGCUCAGAACCAGCGCCUGCUUUUGGCCAUUGUGAACAAGCUCAGUGCCACGUAG
This is a messenger RNA of Saprolegnia parasitica CBS 223.65, 876 nucleotides long. RefSeq lists its product as hypothetical. Bases 1 to 876 code for a protein of 291 amino acids. The record is from RefSeq and is a predicted model, not a curated record. The transcript is spliced from 3 exons. NCBI's taxonomy places the organism in Eukaryota, Oomycota, Saprolegniomycetes, Saprolegniales, Saprolegniaceae.